AUGUUCUCGCGGACUGCAUUCUCCAGCGCCUUCCGCGCCGUCGCGCGACCAGCGCGCAACCCGCUCACCCACGCCCGCUUCGCGCCCCUCCAGAUCCGCCUACUGUCGCAGGAGACCCGCGCAGCGAUAGACCAGGCUGUGGCUAGUGCGCCCGUCGUUCUUUUCAUGAAGGGUACUCCGGAGAUGCCGCAGUGCGGCUUCUCGCGUGCCAGCAUCCAGAUCCUCGGCAUGCAGGGCGUUGACCCAAACAAGUUCACCGCCUUCAACGUUCUGGAGGAUAACGAACUGAGAGAAGGCAUCAAGGAAUACUCGGAGUGGCCGACCAUCCCGCAAUUGUACGUUGACAAGGAGUUUGUGGGCGGCUGUGACAUCCUGAUGUCGAUGCACCAGGAUGGCUCGUUGGCCAAGAUGCUGGAGGAGAAGGGCGUGCUAGUGCCCGCCGAGGAGGAGGGCUCGCAGUAG
Molecule: messenger RNA, 462 nt
Organism: Lasiodiplodia theobromae
Lineage: Eukaryota; Fungi; Ascomycota; Dothideomycetes; Botryosphaeriales; Botryosphaeriaceae
Product: Monothiol glutaredoxin-5
Exons: 3
Coding region: 1-462 (153 amino acids)
Source: RefSeq, a predicted model, not a curated record